CCCUAGAAAUUGUAAAUUAUUUUUAUUUAUUAUAUUUCGAAUAAAAUUGAAUAUUAAAAAAUUUUUUAAAAGAUUGUUAUAUCUUAUCGAUUUUUUUAUUUAUUAAAAAAAUAAUUAAAAUAUUUGAAAAUUAAUAAAUAACUAUAAUUGAUUUAAUAAUAAAUAAUGUUUUUAUAUAUCAAAAUAUUAUUAAACGUAAAAAUCUAAUAAUUAGAUUAUUAUAUAAUUUUAUUAUAAAAAAUUUAUAUAAAUACAUAUAUAAAUACAUAAUACUAUUUUAUAUUUAUUAUAGUCUUUUAAAUAUAUUAUUAUUUUCGCGCCUAACGCGAAAUAUUUAAUGAGAUUUUCUUCAACGAUAUUUUAGUAGACCUUAUCAUAAAAGUACGAGUUUCAUUUUCUUACUUUUUUUAUAAAAUAUGGAAAUUGAAAAAAGUACAAAUAACAUUGAAACAAUAAAAAUUGAUACACAAUGUAUGCAAAUUUGUGAAUACGAAACUUGUAAUAUGGAUACAAAGUUCCCGGAAUUACAUCUAAAUUUGAGUAAACGUCAACUGAAAAAAGUAAAAAAAAAAGAAAAAUGGUUGAAACGAAAGGUUGAACUAAGGUUUUUAUUUCUCAGUUCUUUAAUAAAUUAAAGAACUAUACAUAUGAUUCUAUAUGUGUACAAUAUAUUCCAUUAUUUUAUUAUGAUUAGAUUACGUGAACGAGAGAAAGCAAAACAAAAACGAGCAUUUGCUCGUGCAAAUAAUAUAAAUCUUGGACCAUCCAGAAAAGCUUUAAAAAAAAGUAUAAUGGCAGAUAGUAGUUGUAAAAUUGGAAUAACUAUUGAUUUAUCUUUUGAUGAUUUAAUGAUUGAUAAAGAUAUUGCAAAAUUAACUAAACAAAUACUAAGAUGUUAUACUUUAAAUAGACGAGCUAUUGCACCAAUGCAAUUUUCUCUUACAAGUUUUAAUGGAAAAUCAAAAACAGAUAUGCAAAAACACAAUGGAUAUGAACAUUGGGAUGUAAAAUUUUAUGCAGAAUCCUAUCUAAAUGUUUAUCCAAAAGAAAAAAUUAUAUAUCUUACUAGUGAAUCAGAAAAUAUUAUUACUCAAUUAGAACAUGAUUAUGUGUAUGUUAUAGGUGGUCUUGUUGAUCAUAAUAGUCAUAAGGGUCUCUGUCAUAAAUUAGCUGCACAAGUUGGCAUAAAACAUGGUAGAUUACCUUUAGAUAAAUUUUUGCGUAUGAAGGCAAGAAAAGUUUUAACUAUUGAUCAUGUGUUUGAAAUAUUGCUUAGAGUCAGUGAAGGAAAAACAUGGCAAGAAACAUUUUUACAAGUUUUACCAGAGAGGAAAAAUGUACAAUUAAUUGUACCAUCAGGAGAUAAUAAAGAUAUAUUAGAUAUAUAUAAUAAUAAAAAAAAUUUUUUCUACACAAAUAAUAAAAUUGAAUCAAAAGUUAAAAUCAAUGAAUUUGAAAACAUAAAUGAUGUAUGUACAUAACAAGUAUAUAUUGUAGAUAGUAAUUUUGCAUUUUAUGUUUUAUAUUUUUACUAACUUUAUUUUGUUAUAUGUAUUUCAUAAAAAGUAUAUAUGUGUAUGUCUACUAAUAUACACAUGUAAAUUAUUGUAAACAAAAAAAUACAGAUGUGAAUUCUAUUUCUAAAAAAUUAAAUAUUAAGUACAUUAAUUUUAUAUAUGGGAUAUUAAAUGGAAUGAUAUAUAUAAAAUAUCAAUACAAAUAAUUAUAUAAGUUAAAGAUGUCUGUUUUUAUUUAAGAUGAUCUAAUAAAUUUACUUUAAAUAUAAUCUCCUAUGCAAAAUAAAAAUAUAAAACAACAAAUUUACACUUUAAAAAAAUAUAUCAAUUUUUCUCAAAUUUUGCAAGAAAAUUUCAAAAAUAUUUUCUAUAUUUGUAUAUAAUUUAUAUACAUAUAUCAUUUACACUAAUUAUUAUUUUAAAAUGAAGUGAAGUUAUAAGAAUAAAUUAAAUUUACAUAAAAUUAAACAUAUAAUUACCUCAAGUAUUUUAUAAUUUUAUAUUUUAUGUAAUAAAGUUAUAUAAUAAAGUUAUGACUAGAAAAUAAUUCAAAUAUUUAGAAAUUGACAAUGUUUUUAACAAACAUUAUUCCUGAAAAUUAAUAUAUAGCAAUAGAUAAUGAUUUAAAUAAUAAUUUAAUCAUUUACUUGAUAAUUUUUGAUAUUCAUUAUUUGUACACAUUUUCGUAUUUAUUAUACUUUAUUAACUAAUAAAAAAUAUUACUUAUGAGAUAUAAUUAUAUAAUUAUUAUUAUUAGAUAUAAUUAUUACGAGAUAUAAUUAAAUACUUUUUGCAAAAUUUGGGUAAAAUUAAUUUUACUAAUUUUAAUAAUAUGCGAUUUGAAAUUUAAAAUUAAAAUUUUUUAUAUAUAUAUACUAUCAAUAAAAUUAUAUAAAUGUUUUAAUCAUAAUUUUAUAAGCAAAAAAUAAAUAAUUAUUUUUUGAGAUAAUAUGUACCAUUUUAUAAUUUGAUUUAAAAUUUGUUAUACAAAAAUUUUGUUUUAAAAAAUUAUUUCUUUUUUGUAGAUAUUAUAACUAAUUUUUUUAGUUCGAGUUUUAAACAUAUAUAAUUUAUUUAAAUAGAAAAUAAAUACUUAAAUAUUUAUGCAAUAUUAUUGAAAUUUAAUUUUCGAUAAAUUAGAUUAUUUUUACGUGUAAUUUUUGCAAUAUCAAAAUUGGAGCAAAUAUUUAUUAUAAUAAUAUUUAUUUAUCUUUUAUCUUUUAUACUAUAUGAAUAUUAUAAUUUCUUAUUUAGAUUAAUUUAUAGGUAAUUCUUUGUUUGUGAUACAUAUAUACAAAAUCAUUUUUGAUCACAAAGAUCAAAGUGACAUUUAAAUUGACAAUUGUUAUUUUUUGUUUAAUUUUAUCUUUUUCUUUCAAAUUUUUUUAAUCUUUUAUAUACAUUAAGAAUCGUUCAUAUAUAGUCAAAAAUAAAAAUAAGAGAUAAUUCUUUGUUGCACAAAAUAUAUACAAUUUUAUGAAUAUUUUUUAGCAUAUAUAAAUGUAAUUACUAAGAAACUAUUAUUUGCAUUAUAUAAGAAAAGUGUUUAAUUUUCAUUAAUUUUCAUUGUUAAAUUUUUAAAAGAAAUUUAUAUUCUUUUUGUAAAUGAUUUUUUUUUAAAUAGAAAUAGAAGUUUAUAUUUUUUAUAGAAAUAUUCGUAAAGAAGCAAAAAUAUCUAAAAUUAAAACAAAAUAAUUAUUUUACUUAGAUUAUUAUCCAAUUAAAAUGUAUUUGAAAUCAUUUCUUCAUUUAAUUCUAUUCUGCAUAAUAAUAACUUCAUAGUUUAUAUAUUGGUUAUUUUCAUGCAAUGUUGUCAACAUCUUGACCAUCAAUUAUUUCAAAUUCGCUACCACUUUCAUCACUAUGACUAAUUAGUUUGCUUGAUAUAGGUUCAAGUUCUGCUUCUUCCUCAGAAGAUGAUCCUUUUUCAAAAUGGCCACUUUGAAAUUUAAUACCAUCCAUAUCAGUUUCUUCAGCACUAAGCUCUAAUUCAGAAUUUUCUAUAUCAUCAGUACUCCCAUCUUC
Apis cerana (Asiatic honeybee) is the source of this 3542-nucleotide messenger RNA. Its product is annotated as tRNA methyltransferase 10 homolog A. Gene Ontology annotation, biological process: tRNA N1-guanine methylation. Gene Ontology annotation, cellular component: nucleus; nucleoplasm. The record is from RefSeq and is a predicted model, not a curated record. NCBI's taxonomy places the organism in Eukaryota, Metazoa, Arthropoda, Insecta, Hymenoptera, Apidae. Gene Ontology annotation, molecular function: tRNA binding.